This is a messenger RNA of Megalopta genalis, 2243 nucleotides long. Its product is annotated as xaa-Pro aminopeptidase 3. Gene Ontology annotation, biological process: proteolysis. The record is from RefSeq and is a predicted model, not a curated record. Gene Ontology annotation, molecular function: metalloaminopeptidase activity; manganese ion binding. Gene Ontology annotation, cellular component: mitochondrion. NCBI's taxonomy places the organism in Eukaryota, Metazoa, Arthropoda, Insecta, Hymenoptera, Halictidae.
CAUUGAUUCACUAUCGGUUCAGGCUAUCAUUGCCAAGCGUCAAAAAUAAAAUGCAUUCUUUGAUGUUGCAUUUUCAAAUCACAUCCUUAGAUUAAAUUUUUUACAGAAAAUAUGUUAUUCGUUUCUCGUCUCUCUCUAUUGAUCGUUAAAAAAAUUCGAGCGACAGUCACGAACGGUAAUGAAGUCGCGAUAAUCGGCGAAGAAUAUAAAACAGCGCAGAAGCAUCGCACAAAUUGACUGUGAGCACGAGUGAACACUUUGCAAUGUACAUACACUGUACGAUGUCGAAGGUAUUGACACUCUCGAAAAUUCAUUGAACCGAAAUAUUUUAUACAUUGAAGGAUCGAAAGAAUAUUAAUUCAAGGUACAUGAAAAUGUUUAGCAACGUAAGAGGUUCUAUCAUACGGUACAUACGAAAAUAUGGACAACGAAGACAUAUUCGACAUUCGAUAAACACGUUUGCAAACAAUAUGAGCCGAUGUCAAUCAGAGGAAUUGUCUGCAACCCCUUGUCGAGCAUGCGGUCAACCAACCGCGAUAACGCAUCCUCAUUUGAUUAAAAAAGGGGAAGUUGUACCAGGUAUCCAGCUUAACGAAUUUAAAAGUAGGCGAAUUAAGUUGAUGGAAAGCAUUUUUUUGCAUGAUUCCGUUGCAAAUGUAGACGGAUCCCAUAUUGUAAUUAUUCCAUCAGCUUCGAAAGUAUACAUUUCUGACAAAAUCCCGUACGUAUUUCGUCAAAAUACGGACUUCUUAUAUUUCACUGGUUGUCAAGACCCGGACAGUGUUUUGGUAAUUACAGCAAAGAAUGAAAAUUUUUCAACUGUGUUAUUUGUAAGACAGUCAGACGAGCAUUCUGAAUUAUGGGAUGGACCUAGAACCAGAGUCGAAGAUGCCCCUAGAUUGUUUGGCAUUGACUUAGCACUUCCUGUAACAGAGUUUGAACAGUUUUUGGUUUCAUUUCUAAAUGAAAACAAUAAAUGUGUUAUGUGGUAUGAAAGUAACGAUGUAGUGCAACAAAACUUGCAUAAAAAGUUACUUGAAUUAAUGAAAAAAACUAAUAAUAAAAAAUUUGUUUCUCCUACAAGUAUAAUUCAUAAAAUCAGAUUAAUUAAGUCUCCAUCAGAAAUUGAUUUAAUGAAAAAAAGCUGUGAAAUUGUUUCUACUGCAAUAGUUAAAACAAUAGAAAUAUCAAAACCAAAAAUGACUGAGCACCAAUUGUUUGCAACUGUGGACUAUGUAUGUCGUAUGAAUGGAGCAGAAAUUUUAGCAUACCCACCAGUUGUUGCAUCGGGUAAAAAUGCUAAUAUUAUUCACUACAUUAAUAAUAAUCAAUUUAUUCAAAACAAGGACAUAGUUUUAAUGGAUGCAGGAUGCGAAUAUCAUGGUUAUACAUCUGAUGUAACCAGAACAUGGCCAAUCAAUGGCAAGUUCACGCAAGAACAAAAACUUUUAUAUGAUAUUAUAUUAGAUAUUCAGAACAUUUUAAUUUAUAGACUGAAAGAAAUGCCUACGUUGGACUCAUUAUUCCAUGAUAUGUGCUUUUUAUUAGGCACGAGCUUACAAAAAAUUGGAUUGAUACCAACAAAUUUGACCGGUGAUAAGUUACUUUCAGCUGCAUACAUGUAUUGUCCACAUCAUGUAAGUCACUAUUUAGGAAUGGAUGUGCACGAUACAGGAAAAAUUUCUAGAAGUAUAAAACUCCAACCAGGAAUGAUAGUAACUGUAGAACCAGGUAUAUACAUAAACUCGAGAAAUCAAUUUGCACCACCACAAUUUCAUGGUUUAGGUGUACGCAUUGAAGAUGAUAUUUUGAUAACAGAAAACGGGCCAGUAAUAUUAACUGAAAGUUGUCCAAAGGAAACUGCGGUAAUAGAAACUUUAGCAAGUAAAAACCAGUAAUUGUAAUGAUUAAACAUCUAACAUAUCAAAGUUAUCAAUGCAAAAAAUUGUUUCUUGAAUGACAUAGUAACAGUACAAAAUUAUCAUUGCAAGUAUCGAAAAUGUGUAUGCAUUUUUGUUAUUCAAAAAUUUGCUUCAGUGGAAACAAAUGAAUAUUAUAUACUUGUAACCAAUAAAGAAUCAUGAGGAGAAACAGUAAUAUUGUAUAUACAAAGAGUGCUAGCAUGAACAUUUAGAUAUUAAAUCGAUUACAAAUUAAACUUGUAAGAAUAUAUAAUAUAUAGUAUUUGUAAGAAGUAAACACAGUUACUGUUAAUUGGCAAGUAUAUUGAAGAAUGAAUGAAA